Coffea eugenioides is the source of this 2451-nucleotide messenger RNA. Its product is annotated as probable inactive purple acid phosphatase 27. Gene Ontology annotation, molecular function: acid phosphatase activity; metal ion binding. The coding region runs from base 475 to 2331 and encodes 618 amino acids. The transcript is spliced from 12 exons. Lineage: Eukaryota; Viridiplantae; Streptophyta; Magnoliopsida; Gentianales; Rubiaceae. The record is from RefSeq and is a predicted model, not a curated record.
UGUUUACUGGAAAAACUCCUACAGAUUUUACCGUCCCCAAGGAAAAUGCACGAGCAAAAGAAAAAAAAAGACACUGAAGAGUUAAAACAGAAGAAGGGUAGAGAGAGAACCUUCAACUCCGUGUUGAGUAGCAAAAAAAAUCUCGAAUUGCAGGCUGCAGCUGAUGAGUUGCUGACGUGACCCUCUACAAGUUGGGGCUAUCUGCAGACCAAACGGUACCAAGGCUCCAAUUCAAAGUCAAACUGCUAAAACUAUCGAAUAAACUAUCGCAUAUCUCUUGCAAUCUCCACUUAUCUUGGUUUCAUUGACUCUUUAAUAUUCUUUCUUUCUGAUUUUUUGGCUAUCCUUUUCACACCGACACUCUUUGGAAGUCAGUGAUCCGAUCCUCGUCAAUAAACAAUACGAAGAAGCCCCAUUUACAUCAGAAAGCUCCAAGCUUUUGGAUAAAAGUGGUUGGACAAUCCAAGGAUCAAGAUGAAUAGUCCUACUAGAUACGUAGCGAUGUUGUUUUUGCUGAUGCUGCUAGGUUCUUUAUUGGGCUCGAAUGUUGCUUCCGCUCAUAUUGGGAUUCAGCCUUUAUCCAAAAUAGCAAUUCAAAAAACCACUCUUGCUCUUACUGACUCUGCAGCCAUUAAAGCCUCUCCUAUUGCUCUUGGCUUGAAGGGUGAGGACUCUGAAUGGGUAACUGUUCGUUUUAAAAACUCUGCACCCUCUCGGGAUGAUUGGAUCGGAGUAUUCUCCCCAGCAAACUUCAAUGGAUCCAUUUGUUCCUCGGAAAAUCCAAAAGAAGCGACGCCAUAUCUAUGCACGUCCCCCAUAAAGUACCAAUUUGCAAACUUCUCCAGUUCCUCUUAUAUAAAGACGGGUGAAGCUUCAAUCAAGUUCCAGUUGAUCAAUCAGCGAGCCGAUUUCUCCUUCGCAUUGUUUUCAGGCGGUUUGUCAAACCCAAGCUUACUAGCAGUUUCAAACCACAUAACUUUUGCAAAUCCUAAAGCACCUGUCUAUCCCCGCCUUGCUCAAGGAAAGUCUUGGAAUGAAAUGACAGUCACCUGGACAAGUGGCUAUAAUAUUGAUGAAGCCAUUCCAUUUGUUGAGUGGGGAUUGAAGGGUCAGAACCAAAGGCGGUCACCAGCAGGGACACUGACAUUCCAACAAAAUAGCAUGUGUGGUUCACCUGCUAGGACAGUGGGUUGGCGUGAUCCUGGUUUCAUACACACAAGCUUCUUAAAGGACCUGUGGCCAAACACUCUGUAUUCCUACAAAAUGGGUCACCUAUUACCCAAUGGUUCAUAUGUUUGGAGCAAGGUAUACUCGUUUAGAUCAUCACCUUAUCCAGGACAGAACUCAUUACAGCGUGUAAUAAUAUUUGGAGACAUGGGAAAGGGAGAGAGAGAUGGCUCCAAUGAGUACAACAAUUAUCAGCCAGGCUCACUUAAUACCACUGACCAACUGAUUAAGGAUCUCAAUAACAUUGAUAUAGUUUUCCAUAUUGGAGAUAUUACAUAUGCGAAUGGCUAUAUAUCACAGUGGGACCAAUUUACCUCACAGAUUGAACCCAUAGGAUCUAGAGUGCCCUAUAUGAUCGCGAGUGGCAAUCAUGAGCGUGAUUGGCCAGGUACAGGAUCCUUUUAUAAUGGCAUGGACUCUGGAGGAGAAUGUGGUGUGCUUGCUCAGAACAUGUUCUUUGUCCCUGCCGAAAAUAGAGAAAAGUUUUGGUAUUCAACCGAUUUUGGCAUGUUUCACUUUUGCAUAGCAGAUAGUGAGCAUGACUGGAGGGAGGGAUCUGAACAGUAUAGGUUCAUUGAGAAAUGCCUGGCAUCAGUGGACAGGCAAAAGCAGCCUUGGCUAAUAUUUGCUGCUCAUCGGGUCCUUGGUUAUUCUUCAGACAAAUAUUAUGGCAUCGAAGGCUCAUUUGAAGAACCCAUGGGACGGGAAAGCUUGCAGAAGCUCUGGCAGAAGUAUAAGGUGGAUAUUGCCUUCUAUGGCCAUGUUCAUAACUAUGAAAGGACCUGCCCAGUUUACCAGAAUCAGUGCGUGAAAUCCGGGAGGUCGCACUACUCUGGGGUUGUGAAUGGCACGAUCCAUGUGGUGGUUGGAGGCGGAGGAGCACAUUUGUCUGAGUUUACCACGGUUAACACCAGUUGGAGCCUGUAUAAGGAUUACGACUGGGGAUUCAUCAAGCUCACCUCAUCUAACCACUCCUCUCUUCUUUUCGAGUACAAGAAGAGCAGAGAUGGAAAGGUUUAUGAUUCCUUUACGAUAUCAAGGGACUACACGGAUGUCUUGGCGUGUGUUCAUGAUGGUUGUGAAGCAACCACUUUGGCAUAUUGAAUUAAACAGGUUUACGGAAGGGGUCAUUUUGUAGAUUGAUUUACAAAAUAAGCCUCUUUUACAGCAUGUUGCUGCCAAAUGUUUUACAGAAUAAUCCCAAUUACAUUCUCUUUUUCCUUA